Messenger RNA from Daldinia caldariorum, 2400 nucleotides. RefSeq names its product M6 metalloprotease. Gene Ontology annotation, biological process: proteolysis. The coding region runs from base 285 to 2324 and encodes 679 amino acids. NCBI's taxonomy places the organism in Eukaryota, Fungi, Ascomycota, Sordariomycetes, Xylariales, Hypoxylaceae. Gene Ontology annotation, molecular function: peptidase activity. The transcript has a single exon. The record is from RefSeq and is a predicted model, not a curated record.
AACAUCUUUAGCAUUCGACCACAGUAACGGAGCAAGACUGGAUUGCUGGUCGAAUCACCAGAGUUGACCUAGGUGAUAUGAGGUUCCAUCAACAUGCCAAGCUAUUUACAAUCAACAGAUACGAUCCACGGGAAUGUGCCGUGUGUCGUGCUCACGGGCGGUCGUACUAAUGCACUCUGAUGCCCCCAAAAUUAGACGCCUUUCUUUUACUUCAUUCCCUCACGCACUUCGCGAUUGAGGGCGUGAAGAUAUCUGGCUGAAUCUAGUUCAGCGCCGUAUAGAUAAUGCAGCUUAGGGGCGAUGGCAAUAGCCACCAAGCGGUCGCAAUGGCCGUCUUGGUCGGCGCAAUACUAUCGGGUCAAACCUGGGCUGCGCCGUCCGUACCGCAGAGCGAUCCGUUCAAGGUGCUGGAUCCGCAGAAUUGGGUAAAUCCCGACAACAUGACGUGGACAGACUACAAAACACCUCCGGGGACGUCUUGGUCCGAUCCGAGCCGCAAGGGCUCCGUUCGGAAUUUCAACAUCGCCCUCGUGGCUGUUGACUACCCGGACAAGCCCUUCGUCAUUACGCAGGCGCCAAACUCGACUGUUUUCGGCAACCCGCAGCCGAUUGUAGCUCGUCUCAACCGCACGGAGGUCCCGGGGUUUUAUCGCGAUUUUCUAAACAAGCCUAGCGACCUCAAUCACAAUCACACUCUGCAUGAGUACUGGAUGGAGGAUUCAGGCGGGCGAUUUGGAGUAGAUUUGACAGCUUUUGGUGCUUACAGGCUGCCCAGUCGUUCAUAUCAGUACGGCAUUGAUGAUGAGCGGGGCGGAUUCAACCAGGGCGCUUGCCCGUCGGAAGGGCCAUGUUCUGUUGACCUACGGACCGAUGCUCUGGGGGCCUGGCGGGCCGACGUGGGCAACGAUACCGCCGAUUCCUUUGAGUUGGUAUUCAUCCUCUCGGCUGGUCAGGACGAGUCUUCUACCUGGCAAGAAUUUGGCGAGAUGAAAUUUCUAAGGCCAGAGGAUGUACCCGAGGAGUUCGGACCUCCGAAUGAUGACAGCCUCCCUAACUACGCCCAAACGAGAUACGUAAAUUGGACAUCCUGGCAGGCUGCGAGCGCCAUCUGGCCGAAUGCGGGCGGUGGCUCGUCUACGCAGGCAGAAAGCUCGGGCAUGUCUACUUACGCUCACGAAUUAACCCACUUGUUAGGAAUAGGGGAUAACUACAACAACCCGUACAGUGACCCGCCGCGUCGCGCUUAUACGGGCCCUUGGUCGAUGCUGUCUCGCGGUAGUUUUAAUGGCCCAAGUGGUCCGCACACACGAUGGCAGAUCCCAGCAACCCUUGGUGGGAGUUUAGGUUCCCUCCACACUGUUUCGGAUAAGCUGCGCAUUAACCUAGCGGACAACUCGAGCGUGCUUAUAGUCUCUCGUGAGGCUUUAUCCAGCUCCGGCCCCGUAGUCGCUGAGAUUACCGCGCGAUGCAUCAACCCAGGAGAAGGGGGACUAUUAGGGUUACAUGUCAUUCUUGGCAAGGAUCUUUCUCCGUUCUGCAAUGUCAGCACCGACGCGCUCUGCGAUGGCGGUGGUUACAAUAAUUACGACAUCGAAGUUAUCGACCGAAUGGGUGCUGACUCCUUUACCCCUGACUCGGGAGUUAUGAUCAGCAAGACGAAGGAUGUUGACAAUGCACCUUUCCAGUGGACGAUCGAUGCCAACCCGCAGGACAUCGAUGUCGUUGACUUCUACCGACCCGACGGCACGCCUUCUAAGCUGACCAUCGGUGAUUACCGCCAACUAGCCGACGCGCUCUUCCAUGCAGGUACGCGAUCAGGCAGCCAAUACGAAUACACCGACGAAGCGAAUCGGCUGCAUUUCUACAUCCUUGACAUCCGUCGGGAUGAUGUUGGCAUCCUGUAUUACACCGUCGGUGUGCGGUCGCUUGACGGUAGCGGGUCUAACACUUACGGUGCUGCCCUGAGCAAAGGUAAAGUUGCGGAAGGGCUAAGAGCAAGGGCUAGCAGCGGCAAGGGCGUAACAUGCGCGUUCCACCUAACUAAUUCUGGUACGCGCGUUGAUGGUAACGCAGUGCAUCCGCAAGACCUAUCUGCAUACCUAACCUCGGAUAUCUACCGACUUACCGCAGAGGUAGACGGUGACGGAUGGCGCAUUGAAGUACCAAACGCGCUUGCUACCGUCGAGUUUGGUUCUUCCAAGACAGUCAGUGUAGCCGUUGGUGCAGCAGCAAAGGCUGCGGGUAAAGCAGUUGUUAAAUUAACAGCUACUUCUGAAUCUGAUCCGACAAUCUCUAUCACCAAAGAGUGCAAGGUCAAGAAGUAAGAGAUGCAAUAACAUAAGAUAUAUAUAAUACAAAUAAACGAUACUUGAAAUUGAGAUGGACAUGAAUAGCAUUAAU